AAUACUUCCGGUGACAAACAAAAUGGUGAUAUGCUUUGCGUUCGGAUGUAGUCACCGAAGUGGUGCGAAUAAUUGUAGUUUUUAUCGGUUUCCCACAGACGCAAAGAAAAGGACAUUAUGGGGAAGGUUGUGCAGAAGAGCUGAUCGACAGCCAGAGAAUCAAAACGACAGAGUAUGUUCUUGCCAUUUUAAGGAGGGAAGAAAGGAAGGAGACCCUGUCUUCUUUCCUUGGAAUGAUAAAAAGUAUAUGGACUAUCAGGAUCCAGAAAAGUCAGAAAGGAAAAGGAGGAAAACAUGUUUGUCAUCGCCCUAUGAAGUCGAUAACUUCAGUCAGUCCUUAUCCUGUGAGAGAGAGCAGACAGAAGAUGCAGUAGAUUUUGAUGAUGUAGAACAUGUUGAAGUAGAACACAGUUAUACAGUCUCUUGCUCUCGAAACUGUUCCAAAGAAAUGCAGCGGCUCUCAUCAGAGAUAAAAAAGUUGGAAGAAGAGUUACAUGCAAUAAAAGUCAACAUGGAUAAAAGAAAACCCAUGACUGUAGCUGAAAUUAAGGACAACGAAGAAAAGAUGCUGCUUUAUACUUCAAUACAAUAUGAUGUCUUUGAAGUGCUUGUAAAACUACUUGGUCGAUUCAGUUUAAAUUACUUUCUUGGUUGGACACCAUCCCUUAAACUUGAAGAUCAACUUUUGAUUGUUUUCAUGAAGCUUAAACUAAACCUUAGAGACAUUGACUUAGCUCACAGGUUUUGUGUAAGCAGGCCAACAAUUUCUAAUAUUUUCCACUCACUGGUUCAUGCCCUUCAUGAAAUGCUGUACAAGGGGGUUGUUGAUACAUGUUUUCCUAGUCAACUAAAAUGUAAAGGCUCCAUGCCAAAGGCAUUUGCAGAAUUCUCUUCUGCAAGGGCAUCUAUGGAUGCCAUUGAGACAACACAGGAUAUACCAGGACAUCUUGAUACACAGGCUAGGGCAUACAGUUCGUAUAAGAGCCGUCACACCGUCAAGGCAGUGACUUGUGUAGCACCAAAUGGUGCAAUCACUUACUGUUCUCCUUUAUAUCCGGGAUCAACAUCUGAUGUUGCAAUUGUGCGUCACAGCAAAAUUCUUGAGAAGUUUAAGCCCGGGGACCUGAUUUUAGCCGAUAAGGGAUUUACAAUCCACGAUCAGUUACCACAAGGUGUGUGCUUGAAUAUUCCUGCAUUUUUAACUUCAAGAGGGCAGUUUACGAAGAAAGAAGCAGAACUAUGUUAUAAAAUAGCCAGAGCAAGAAUUCACGUGGAGAGAGCUAAUGAGAGAAUUAAAAACUUUGAAAUACUUCGCCACAUACCAGCAACCUACAGGCCAUUAUCAACAAAGAUAUUUCAACUGUGUUCUGCAUUAGUCAAUUUGCAAGCUCCUCUUUUGAAAGAAAUUUCAUAGUACAUUAUAUAUUUAUAAUGUAAUGAUAGUUUUGAUACUUCAGUAUUGUUCAUGGAAUGUAUUAGGAUGUAGAAUGAUGUACACAGUCAUAGUCUAGCAUAUUGAUUUUUGCAAAUCUUACACUGAGAUCUCUAACAUACUGUCUUAAAAAUCUGUAUAUUUAGCAUGUACAAAAUUUGGCAGACAAUUUUUCAACAUGUUUGUUGUAGAUCUGAUUCAGUGCAUUUCUGUAUUCAUAGAUAUCUAUCUGCAGUUCUGCACAGCACAUAGCUAUGUACUUGAUUUAGUAGUGGCUACAUAAUGCCAAAAGACUUAAAUUGAAGACAUACUAGUUUUAAGUAAUACAUUUACAGUAUUUACUUGUGCAUAUAAUAAAUAAUUUAAAACAAUAUACACAGUGAGUAAAAUUUUAUUUAUACAUUGAGAAAAUUAUAUUGUAUAAUAUAGCCCAAUUUAAACACAGGUUACUUAGCAUUUACCCUCAGGAAAAUUUUUAAAGACAAGCACUGUUGAACAGAAAUCAUUGU
Saccostrea cuccullata (small rock oyster) is the source of this 1941-nucleotide messenger RNA. RefSeq lists its product as uncharacterized. The coding region runs from base 23 to 1414 and encodes 463 amino acids. The record is from RefSeq and is a predicted model, not a curated record. The transcript is spliced from 7 exons. NCBI's taxonomy places the organism in Eukaryota, Metazoa, Mollusca, Bivalvia, Ostreida, Ostreidae.